Molecule: messenger RNA, 1344 nt
Organism: Molossus molossus (Pallas's mastiff bat)
Lineage: Eukaryota; Metazoa; Chordata; Mammalia; Chiroptera; Molossidae
Gene: HSD17B2
Product: hydroxysteroid 17-beta dehydrogenase 2
Exons: 5
Coding region: 99-1262 (387 amino acids)
Molecular function (GO): oxidoreductase activity
Source: RefSeq, a predicted model, not a curated record
CUCCCUUCUUGGCUCCCCGUUCAUAUAACCCAGGCUGCCUCCAGCCAGCCUUUCCCCACUUGUCCUGAGAGCAAAAAGGUGCAGCGGAGUCUCUGAAAAUGAGCACUUUCUCCUCCGCGACGGUGUGGCUCUGCUUGGCUGCAGCAGUAGCGGCGCUGGGAGGGCUAGUUCUUUGCAAACUCAGCCCAGGACAGGGGGGGAGAAAGGUGGUCUGCCUGGCGGGCCUCUGGGGAGGGGCUUGCCUGCUCAGCCUGUCCCUCUUCUGGGGCUUGGUCUUCUUCUCCUUGUCCUGUUUCAUCUUGUAUCUUUACUUAUCCAGCCAAGAGUUGUUACCUGUGGACCAAAAGGCUGUGCUAAUCACAGGUGGCGAUUCCGGGAUUGGUCAUGCUUUGUCCAAGUAUUUGGACCAGCUGGGUUUCACCGUGAUUGCUGGGGUUCUGGAUGAAAAUGGAGCAGGAGCAGAGGAAUUGCGAAGAACCUGCUCCAAGCGCUUCUCCGUGCUCCAGCUGGAUGUUACCAACUCGCAGCAGAUCAAAGAUGCCUACAGCAAAGUGGUGCAGAAGGUGCAGAACAGAGGACUGUGGGCUGUGGUCAACAAUGCUGGGAUCCUUGGUUUACCCACUGAUGGGGAGCUCAUUCCCAUGACCCACUACAAACAAUGCAUGGCGGUGAACUUCUUUGGGGCUGUGGAAGUCACAAAGGUGUUCUUGCCUCUUCUGAGGAAGUCCAAGGGGAGGCUGGUGAACAUCAGCAGCAUGGCCGGAGGGGUCCCCUUUUUGAAGCUGGCGGCCUAUGGCUCAUCCAAAGCAGCUCUGAGCAUGUUUUCCGCAGUCAUGAGACAAGAGCUUUCCAAAUGGGAAGUUAAAGUCUCUAUCAUCCAGCCUGGAGGCUUCAAAACAAACAUCACAGGCACAAGUGAAGCGAGGGAAAGGCUGGUGAAGGACAUCCUGGACCACCUCACCCCUGACGUGCGGGAGGAGUACGGCCAGGAGUACAUCCUUGCGCAAAAGAAGGUUUUCAACUCAUUCCGUUUGCGCCUCAGCUCCGACCUGUGCCCCGUGCUUGAGGACAUCCGGCACGCCAUCUCUGCCAAGAGGCCCUUCACCUUUUACACGCCGGGGGCCGGGGCUUACCUGUGGUUCUGCUUUGUUUCCUUUAGCCCAACGGGCAUUUUUGAUUAUUUUAACCAAAAAAUGCAUGCCUUUAAUAACGACAUGCCUAGAGUGCUAGGCAUGCGUAACUGUAAGAAAAAGGCCAUGUAGGCAAAUACGUGGAAAAUGUUAUCAUCUUGGAGCAAAAGGGAAACCAGAAUUUCCCAUUAAAGUUGUGGUUUCCUACCUUGCA